GCUUCCUGACUGCACAUUACUGUGUUACAGGAAGAUCACACAGUGAGGACGUCCAUUGCUUGUAUAGUGUUUACAAUCUGCAACAAAGAAUCACUUGGCUGCAUUCAGCUUGGAGGCAUUGCAGGGACUGCGUUGUAUUUCUGCGUGCCCUGUGACCCCAGCAGCAGCCAUGGGAGGUUAUACAGGCCAGGCUAACAUUACUAUCUCCCAAGGAGUCCGGAUGAUGUUCUAUGUCUUGAAUCCCAAUGAGACCUCCUUUAAAACUGUGGAGGAAGUGCCAGAUUACGUGGACAAGGCCACGGCAUAUUUCCUUGUGAUGCUUAUAUUGGAGAUAUUCAUCGAUACAGUUUGGAAGGGUCGACCCCUCAGAGUUAAUGACAGACUGACGUCCCUUUCUGCAGGAGUUAUGUCUCGCCUGCCAGAUGUUGCAUUCAGAGGCGUGGAGUUGACCACUUACAUAUACGUAUGGAACAACUACAGACUGAUGGAGCUUCCAUGGGACUCUCCUUGGACGUGGUGGUUGACGUUCCUGGGUGUGGACUUUGCUUACUAUUGGUUCCAUCGGAUGGCACACGAGGUGAACAUUAUUUGGGCCGGUCAUCAGACUCAUCACAGCUCAGAAGACUACAACCUCACUACAGCCCUGAGACAAUCCUUCCUUCAGAAAUACUUUUCUUGGAUGUUCUAUUGGCCGAUGGCGCUUCUCAUCCCCCCGUCGGUGUUUGCCGUCCAUCUCCAGUUUAAUCUCCUCUACCAAUUCUGGAUCCACACCGAGAUAAUAAAUAAUUUGGGUCCACUGGAGCUGAUCCUGAACACUCCGAGCCACCAUAGAGUCCAUCACGGCAGAAAUCCCUACUGCAUCGAUUCAAACUACGCCGGGACACUCAUCAUAUGGGACAGGAUGUUUGGGACUUUCGUGGCGGAGAAAGACAAAGUGGUGUAUGGCCUGACCCAUCCCAUCAACACAUUUCAGCCAUUUACAGUGCAGCUUCAGCACCUCCUCUACAUUUGGAAGACUUUCUGGAGCACUCCGGGCUUCUCCAACAAGCUGUCUGUGAUAUUUAAAGGUCCAGGAUGGGGACCUGGAAAACCUCGCCUCGGCCUUCCUGAGGAACUUCCAAAGGUUACUGGAGAUGAAAAGCCUUAUGAUCCCAAACAAUCCAAAGCUGUACAACUCUACUCGUGUAUACAUUUCAUUCUCCUGAUCGCCGUCUAUCAACACAUGUUUGAAGCUAAGCAUAUGUUAUCAGCGAUCACCAUCCUAGGAAGGAUCCUCUACAUACUCCUCAUGUUGACGUCGGUGGGAUUCCUUCUGGAGAACAGACCGGGAGCACCUGUAUUGGAAAUAUUCAGAUGUUUCGUCUUUCUGCUGCUCCAGAAAUACGGAUUCCUGUCCACAGACAUUCCUCUACUGACAAGUAUUUGUGAGGUAAUAUUUUCCAUCUCUGCGGCUUCAUGGGGCCUGAAAGCUAUCAGCCAGAGAAUGUUCAAGAUGAAGAAAGAGGACUGAGACUUCACAGAGUGUCAACACGACUAGAGACUGCUACUCCAUGCUCUAAAAGAGCCAUAGAUGGUCUUGUGAAACAAAUAAUGAUGGUACAGCAUCAGCACUUCACCUCGCGACAUCUCUGCACUGUCAUCACAGGGUUAUCCGGUGAAAUUCCAUGUUAAUAAUUGACAAAUUGUGCCCAAUGAGCAUUUUAAUUUUUGGUACCGAGAAUUGCAUUUAAUAUUUUUAACUGUAUAUAGAAUUGAUACUUCAAUAAAAAAA
Messenger RNA from Rana temporaria (common frog), 1771 nucleotides. RefSeq names its product alkylglycerol monooxygenase (gene AGMO). Bases 170 to 1510 code for a protein of 446 amino acids. The transcript has 13 exons. The record is from RefSeq and is a predicted model, not a curated record. NCBI's taxonomy places the organism in Eukaryota, Metazoa, Chordata, Amphibia, Anura, Ranidae. Gene Ontology annotation, biological process: lipid biosynthetic process. Gene Ontology annotation, molecular function: iron ion binding; oxidoreductase activity. Gene Ontology annotation, cellular component: endoplasmic reticulum.